This is a messenger RNA of Penicillium angulare, 399 nucleotides long. RefSeq lists its product as uncharacterized. The coding region runs from base 1 to 399 and encodes 132 amino acids. The transcript has 2 exons. The record is from RefSeq and is a predicted model, not a curated record. NCBI's taxonomy places the organism in Eukaryota, Fungi, Ascomycota, Eurotiomycetes, Eurotiales, Aspergillaceae.
AUGUCAGACAAAUCAACUGCGGAGGAAACCAAGCGGACGCUCGUGCAGCGCUUCCGAGCAUGGGGUGAACACUCGAUGCCUCCGACCCUGCUCGCUUCACUCAUCUUUGCGCAACAUGCACGCCCGUACCAGUUCUUCCCCAUGCUCUUUCCGCCCGCCCUUCUUUUCACAAGCUAUGCCAAUAUUUCGGGGUUUAAAACAGACUCAGCUGGUAUAAGUGCCGCAUGGUCAGGCUUAUAUCUACUCUUGGCAAGCCGUCGGCGACAGCCUUUUACAAAGAAAUUCGGAGUUCGUGGAGCGGUUCGUGGAGGAACAAUGGCUCUUUGCUUGGUGAACAUGAUCGGCGGCGGACUUGCAUAUACACUUGGAAAGCGUGAGAAGGAAGAGAAGGAAGAAUAA